Molecule: messenger RNA, 2075 nt
Organism: Cannabis sativa
Lineage: Eukaryota; Viridiplantae; Streptophyta; Magnoliopsida; Rosales; Cannabaceae
Product: UPF0481 protein At3g47200
Exons: 2
Coding region: 360-1880 (506 amino acids)
Source: RefSeq, a predicted model, not a curated record
CAUGGUUAAUAGUACGUCUUCGGUUAAUUUUAAUUAAAUUUAAGAGUGUGAACUUAAGACGCGGCUAACUAAUAAGUCAAGCAUUGACUUGGCAUAUCAGUUAGUACCAAGUUGAGCAUUUUGAGUUUGGCCUCUUAUAUAUAUACAUAAGAAUAAUUUAUACAAGCAAACACCCCUCUGCAUCCAUUUCUUAUUAUAUAUAUAUAUAUAAACUUUAACUUGCAAAAAGGUUCUUCUCUGUUCUGUUCUGCAUUUUCAAUCGUUUACCAAGACUUUGGUACUUCGAAACAGGUGAAGUGUGUUGUUGUUUCUUCCAAGUGACAGUCAUCGUUUGCAACAAACACAAAGAAGUAAUUAAAAUGGAGGAAAAUAGGGAAUCAAUUCAAGCAGUCAUUAUAAACGUAGAUGAAAACCAGUCAUAUUCUCCCCUGAAUUCUCUACGAUCAGAGCUAGACAGGCCUCCUCUCUUAUUUAAAGACCGCUGUAUCUACAGAGUUCCCAAGCGAUUAAGGGAUGGCAAUGAUAAGGCUUACACACCACAAGUUGUUUCCAUAGGCCCAUUUCACCAUGGCAACCAAAAUGUGAAACCAAUGGAAGACCAUAAGAAGAGGUACCUACGUAAUUAUCUUCUACGCACUGGUAAAGAAUUGGAGUAUUACGUAAAUAUCAUAAAAGAGAAAGAAUAUGAACUGCGGAGUUGUUAUGCAGAAACUAUACCAUUUUCAAGUGAUGAAUUUGUAAAGAUUGUUCUUCUCGAUGCUGUCUUCAUCAUUGAGAUAUUGUUGGUUUUUAAGUAUCGAACGGGAAUAGACCUUGUUCACGACCACAUCUUUAAUCGGCCAUGGAUGGUGUAUGACAUCAGAAGUGAUUUGUUGUUGCUUGAGAAUCAGCUGCCAUUUUUCAUCUUUGAGCACCUUUUCAACCCAGUACCAAAUGAUUUAUGUCAUGAUGAACCUAUUUCAACCGCUAAGCUUGCCCAUUCUUUCUUCGAGGAUAUGCCAUUAGUAUCCAUUAAUCGGGAGGGACACUCUAAUAGUCAUAGUUCACAACAUUUUGUAGAUUUAUUCAGAAUGUGUGUCCUCCCGCUAGAGCAAAGUUCCAAAAUGGAAACUACUUCAAACCUCCCAAGUGCACCAAAUCCACAUGACGGGCCUGAAGAUAUGACGUGCCUGAACCGAAUACUUGGACUGUACAUUUUGUCGAUCUCUAAUGACGGGCCUGAACCGAAUACUUACAGAACAGUACAUUUUGUCGAUCUCUUUAGAAAAUUCUUUGCCUUCCUGGUGAAGCAAAAACCCGAAAUGGGAAAUACUCCAAACCUCCCAAGUGCAAAAAAACUACAUCAAGCUGGAGUAAAGUUCAAGGCGAAAGCAGGAGAAAAUUUGCUUGACAUCCAAUUCACAUUCUCUCAAGGCAUUUUAGAAAUUCCAAUAUUACAAGUAGAUGACAGCACAGAAACCCUACUACGAAACUUAGUUGCUUUUGAACAAUGCCAUUACAAUUAUCAUCCUUACAUAUGCAUGAUCACCCAUUAUGUGGUGCUUUUGGACUACCUUGUUAAUACAGCUGAGGAUGUGGAUUUACUUGUCAAGUAUGGGAUUAUUAAUAAUCUAUUAGGGGACAACAGCCAGGUGGCUACUAUGAUAAACAAGCUCGGUGAUGGGGUUUUCUAUGAGAACAAUGAAAAUUACCAUUUUGCUGAAAUAUUAGGUAAACUUCACAAGUACUGCGAAACCCCCUGGCACAAAUGGAAUGCAAACUUAAGACAAAACUAUUUCCACUCACCUUGGGCAGGUCUUUCUGUGGUUGCAGCUGUUUUUCUCAUCAUUCUUACCUUCAUACAAACAGUUUGUUCUGUUAUCUCCGUUAUUAAAGACUGAUAUCCUCUCUUCUCAUAAGUUCGUUUCUAGAGUUGUAAUCGUUUAUGAUAAUUGUUUAUUUAUUUGUGUGAUGAGACUAUAUACUACAUUAAGGAUUGUCUGAUAUUUGAAGUGUGCCAUAUUAUAAAUUGUUUGUGUGAAUCACAUUAUUAUUAUUGAGUUCAAACAGCUAUAUAUAUUAUAUUUAUUUGUGUA